UGAGCAUAAAUUCUAUUAUUAAUGUUGAAGAUUUCACUUGUGUGUUCUUUCAUAGCUCGUAAAAGCCUUGUCACUAACCUAACUAAGUAUGUCCAAUAAAGAACGCCAGCACAUGGAGCCUGAUGAGCUUUUGCGUCCAAAUACGAGAGUGGUAGCAAUCUCUAACUUUGUAGGUGAAACUCCUAAGGAUCUGAGCUUUGUAGUUGGUGAGAAACUUACCAUAUUGAAGCCAGAUAUUGCAAUGUAUUGGUAUGUUGCUCAGAAUGAGCGAGGUCAAAGAGGAAUCAUCCCUUUCAAUCUUAUUGAGGUUAUUGAAGAACAACCACCAGCUGUUCCCCCUCCUUUAUCACGGGCUUUCUCUCAGAAAGCGACACCAUCCAGCGUCCCUUCUUCUUUAGACAUUGUUCCACCUCCUGUACCACCGAGACCUGGCAGAAACCAUUCUGACGGAAGUGUACAGAGUUUAGAUAGACUCCGUUCAGCUACUCAUUCAGCCUUUCCCCCUCCUCUCUCAGCUCCUCCUCAACAGACCAAUGCACCUCCUUUACCACCGGUAACUGGUAAUCCAGUACCAGUUGUCAUUGAAUCCAUUAACUUUCGACCUCCUAUGCCACUUCCACCCAGUGCCAGUGGGCCUCAGCAACACAUAACUUCUCCCCUUGCCACUAAAUUCGGCAAGUACUCCAACAGUCAGAGUUUUGUCUCAAACUCUGGCUGGUUUCAGCCUACGGUAGGCAUGACGCUUUCAACAAAACUUCACAUCCCGGAGUACGUCUUUCGACAAAUGACAUCAGCCGUUUAUUUCUUCCAGCACAAACACGACCGUACUAAAGACUUUGUAGGAAAGUCUCUCCUACUCUACAAUGACCUCACACAAAUGUUUGUGAAGCUUUAUGAGAAGCGAGUGGAUCAGCUCAAUCCACUGGAGGAGGAGCUGAGAUACAAUUCACCCGAUGCUGAUAUGUGGAACGUGAGGGCUUGGAGUCACCCGCCUGUAAUGUUAGAGCUGGAGGCCUCAAAAAUGAUUAUAAAACUGAACUCGCUUCAUCCUUGCGGCCUCAAUAAAAGUAUAACUCUAGAGUCAAAGGAAGAUUUCCAAAAGUUCUGUGUCUGGUAUACCAAAGAGAGGCAGAAAAAGAAGAAAAACGAGUCCAUUGUAUAAUAGAACUGUGUGUGUGUGUGUGUGUGUAAUAAAUCAGACAUUCUUAUACAAAAUUAUCAAUUUUUUGAUUAUUUUUAGGAUUGUUUUAUUACAA
This is a messenger RNA of Amphimedon queenslandica, 1256 nucleotides long. RefSeq lists its product as uncharacterized. Bases 89 to 1162 code for a protein of 357 amino acids. The record is from RefSeq and is a predicted model, not a curated record. Gene Ontology annotation, molecular function: protein binding. Lineage: Eukaryota; Metazoa; Porifera; Demospongiae; Haplosclerida; Niphatidae. The transcript is spliced from 4 exons.